Molecule: messenger RNA, 4475 nt
Organism: Hippocampus comes (tiger tail seahorse)
Lineage: Eukaryota; Metazoa; Chordata; Actinopteri; Syngnathiformes; Syngnathidae
Product: collagen alpha-1(XXVIII) chain-like
Exons: 36
Coding region: 375-3974 (1199 amino acids)
Molecular function (GO): serine-type endopeptidase inhibitor activity
Source: RefSeq, a predicted model, not a curated record
CGGCAAUUUUUGAUUUUGAGUGAUGAGAAUGAAUGAAUGACAUGGAAAAGGACCAAUACGCUUACUUCCCUUUUUGAGAAUGUCUUGAGGUGCCCCCGCAGGUCUCCUCCCAGAAAUGGGAGUGAGGGAGCUCAGAAAAGGGGCUAGUCCUUCUUUCACUUACUUCACCUUUUUGAGAAAGGCUCAAAUGUGAGAGCCACAACACAUGAGCAUCACCAUUCAGCCCGAUCGCCAGGCUGGGGGCAUGGGAUCGAACAAACCGCGAAUGUAGACAAUCUCCUCCAACUUAUUGGCACAUUUUCCCCCGCACCCAAUGUCUUUUCUUUCAGGGGAGCAUUAAACUGUUGAUCACCUUGGAGACAUAAAGGAUCCACAUGGACACCAUGUUGCUGAUGCCCUCAGUGCACUGGCUUCUGCUUUUCUGGGGGAUGCAGGGUGUUUGGCCACACGACCACAGAGGCAAUGAUGACGAGAUGAACACUCAGAGGAAAAACAGGCAAUACGCAAAUUAUGGCAAAUCACUUACGGAUGAUGCCUGCAGUCUGGAAUUAGCCUUUUUGAUUGACAGCUCAGAGAGCGCCAAAGACAAUCACGCACAAGAAAAGCGGUUUGCCACAGAAGUGACCGAGCGACUGCAGGGCCUCCACAUGCAGAGCGGCCGCAGCCUCAUCACCCGCUCGGCCCUGCUUCAGUACAGCAGCCAUGUCAUCAUCGAGCAAACCUUUAACCAGUGGCAGGGUCCCGACAGUUUCAAGGCCCACAUAGCUCCCAUGACAUACAUCGGCCACGGCACCUACAUCACCUACGCCAUCACCAACCUCACGCGCAUCUAUCUGGAAGAGUCGGCUCCCAGCAGCAUCAAGGUGGCCAUUCUGCUCUUCGAUGGUAUCUCGCACCCAAGGAACCCUGACAUAGCGUCAGCCGUGGCUGAUGCCAAGAACCAGGGCGUCCGCUUCUUCACCGUCGGAAUUACGCCUGAAGCCAAGGAGUCAGCCAAUAUUGCCCAGCUGCGACUAAUUGCGAGCUCGCCAGCCUCACGCUACCUUCAUAACCUGCAGGACGGAGGCAUUGUGGAAAAAGUCGUCCGAGAGAUCACAACACUGGCAGAUGAAGGAUGUCCCCUUGUGCAGAGCCUGUGUGCAUGUGAGAAGGGUGAGCGGGGGCCCAGCGGCCCCGCUGGCAAGAAGGGCCGUCCUGGCGAGGAUGGAAUCCCAGGACUAAAGGGUCACAAGGGUGAGGCUGGGCUCAGCGGACUGCCAGGUCGAGAGGGAGCUGAAGGCAGACCAGGAUACAAAGGAGAACAGGGGGAGAGAGGAGAAUGUGGCACUCCUGGAAUCAAGGGAGACAGAGGUCCUGAAGGGUCCAUUGGCCCCAGGGGAAAUCGUGGACUUCAGGGUUUGCCUGGUCCUCCUGGUGAUAUUGGACCUGAAGGUGUGGCUGGCAAAAAAGGCGAACGAGGACUUCCUGGUCCAUCUGGAAUCCAAGGGGAGACAGGAAUCGGGCUCCCAGGACAAAAGGGAAAUGUUGGGCACCAGGGUCAACCAGGGCCAGUCGGUCCAGUGGGCCUUGGUGAACCUGGACCACCGGGGCCUCAAGGGCCACAGGGUAUCCAAGGAGAAAGAGGGCCUUUGGGAGAAGGUUUCCCUGGCCCAAAGGGGGAGCGAGGCUUGGAGGGGCCACGGGGGCCCAGAGGACUAUCGGGUUUUGGAAUUAAAGGAGACAAGGGGGAGUUUGGCCCUCCUGGUCCUCCAGGCCUCGUCGGCCUACCAGGUCUGGGCAUCCAGGGUGAGAAGGGCAUUGAAGGUCCCAGAGGGCCACCAGGGUUCCGAGGUCCACAGGGAGAAGGUCUACCUGGGCCCAAGGGAGACCAGGGAUUGCCGGGUGAAGUUGGCUCCCCAGGAGAGAGAGGAAUUGGAGAACAUGGAAAUAAGGGUGAGCAAGGAUCACCAGGAAUAUCGGGGUUGCCGGGUUUACCAGGGGAGGACGGAGCUCCUGGGCAGAAGGGUGAGCCAGGAGCUCCAGGCCUUAGGGGGACAGAAGGGUCACCAGGAACUGGAACGCAAGGUGAAAAGGGUGACCAAGGUCAAAGGGGAAUAAGAGGCUUGACCGGGCCACCUGGCAUUAGUGGCCCGUUAGGCCCCAAGGGUGAACCUGGGUCACAAGGCAGGGUGGGUUUACCUGGUCCACCCGGACGAUUUGUAAUAGGACCCAAGGGUGAUGUUGGACCAAGCGGCCCUCCUGGUCCGAUUGGGGAGAGUGGCUAUGGGCUUCCCGGUCCAAAGGGUGACCAUGGAGAUCCAGGCCCUGCAGGUCCAUUUGGCCCAAAAGGAGAAGGCUAUCCCGGCCCCAUGGGCCCCCCUGGUCUACCUGGGCUUCCAGGAGAAACUGGCCUUGAUGGGAUAGGCUUUCCUGGUCCAAAGGGGGACAUUGGUUUCCGAGGGCUGCCUGGUUUACCGGGACCUCCGGGUGAAGGACUGCCAGGACCUCAGGGUCUUCCCGGCCGACCAGGACCCCUCGGGCCAGUGGGCCCACCAGGAUUUGGAGUCCAAGGACCAAAGGGUGAACAGGGAGUCCAGGGUGUGACAGGAUCAAGGGGGCCCGCUGGAGAAGGCUUUCCUGGAGCUAAAGGUGACCGUGGUUCUGCAGGGGAGAGGGGCCUGAAGGGCUUCAAAGGAGAUAUGGGUGACCCAGGGAACCCGGGGCAACCCGGUCGAUCUGGUGUAAAAGGAGAAGCAGGCCUCACGAGGGAGGACGUCAUCAGAUUGAUCAGAGAAAUAUGUGGAUGCGGGAUCAAGUGUAAGGAGAGGCCGAUGGAGCUGGUGUUUGUCAUUGACAGCUCCGAGAGCGUGGGGCCAGAAAACUUUGAGAUCAUUAAAGACUUUGUCAACGCACUGGUGGACCGAGUCACGGUGGGUCGCAACUCCACCAGGAUCGGUCUGGUACUGUACAGCCUGGAAGUCAGGCUGGUGUUCAACCUGGCCCGCUACGCAACCAAACAAGACAUCAAACAGGCCAUUAGAAGCAUUCAGUACAUGGGAGAGGGGACCUACACUGGUACGGCCAUCCGCAAAGCGACCCAGGAAGCGUUCCACAGUUCACGCCUGGGAGUCAGCAAAGUUGCCAUCGUUAUUACUGAUGGACAGGCGGACAAACGGGAGCCGGUGAAGCUUGAUAUUGCCGUACGAGAAGCACACGCUGCGAAUAUCGAAAUGUUUGCCCUUGGUAUUGUCAACACCUCGGACCCAACACAGGCAGAGUUUCUUAGGGAGCUCAACUUGAUCGCAUCUGACCCUGACCCUGAGCACAUGUUCCUCAUUGAUGACUUCAACACCUUGCCAGCUCUGGAAUCCAAGUUGGUCAGCCAGUUCUGUGAGGACGAGAAUGGAGACUUGAUAUAUAACAGACUAACAAAUGGAAACAAUGGCCAUAGCAACAGCAGGAAUGGUAACAAUGGGAGGUAUGCCGAAGGCGUCAAUAGGUACCAGCCCGCCACGGACUGGGAACUCCUGAACACCCGUCAGUCCAACAACCGGAACCAUGGGGACAGUGUGGCCACCUUCCAGUAUGACCAGAAAGGUUCCAGCACAGGACAACAAGUGCACGCAGAGACGACACACCGAGGAACUGAACGUGGGGACACCUUUAACCGUGGCACAGCAUUCCAACGCAUUCCUCCUUCCAGAGAGGACUCUUCUUCUGUAAACUUAACAUCGUCAUCGUCAGGCGUUUCUGUGAAGUCGAUUCCAACACCAAGACCAGCUCUUCCCAAAGCGACUGUGCCCUUAGACCCUCGCUGUGCCUUGGCUCUGGAUCAGGGCUUGUGCCGCGAAUACACCAUCCGAUGGUACUAUGACAAGCAGGCCAACGCAUGUGCUCAGUUCUGGUUUGGAGGCUGCAGCGGUAACAGGAACCGCUUUGACACAGAGGAGGAAUGCAAGAAGACUUGUGUGCUAACCACUUCUAAUGGAGGCUGAGUGAAGACACUCUGUAGAGAUUCUAAUUUAGCUUCAGAGUCUACCGUUCUUCAUCGCUCAUACUCAGGAACAGAAGACGUGUACGGUAUUUCUCUCCCCAUGGGACCAGAUUUAUUUUUUCAUACAUUCUCUGCAUGAAGCUGCAACAUUUGCUACAACUUGAGGAGGCAACACACUGCGGAAAUGAAGCUCCUUACCACUCUGGUUGAAGCAAAAUGGAAAUUCAUUUUCUUGAACGUUUACUAGUUUCUGCAUUCAAGUGUCUUCAAUUGACGUGGGGGAAAUGAAAUAUUGUAGACAUCUUUUUAAAGGACGACGUUUUGUACAUCACGACACCCACAGCACACACACUCACUCACUCACACGCAAAUACAUUCUCUGUCUCCUACUGGCCAAUUUACAACAAUGUCAUGGGGGCAUCAGUGAGAUAAUAAAACUUAGUUUAAGUAGAGUCGCGAGUCUGUACAGGCUGCUUCACAGUACACUAUGCACAUUAUCUGG